GUGGACGACCACCGUCGCCGCGGCGGUCCCAGCAAGAAAGAACGCGCGGAAGCGCUGCUGUCCGCGGGCUGGGGGAGGGGCUGCACGGCAGUGUCUACCGAGCCACCCUCGAACUAUGCUGCGCUAAAUGAGGCCCGUGCCUUCUGGAACGCCUCGCGGAAACAUCUUGAAACAACAGAGGGUGGGACAGGUGGCACAGGAUGGCCCGGCCGGCAGAUUUCCAGAUCCGCAAGCGAUGAGCUGCCGCUGGUGCUUGAGAACGCUCUGGUCACGGCGUGGACUCCUUGGACCUUCCAGCAGCUGUCCUCGCGGGACGAUGUGGUGCUGCUGUCGCCCUUCGGCCCCUACCGUCCCUUCGAUGGUCCCAAGCAGCGCCGAGCGCGGCUCUGGGAGUUCUGUCGCUAUGUGCAAGGAGCGAUGCCGCCUCACCACGACUUCCUGACAGGGGAUGGUCCCUGUUGGCAGCUCACUUGGCGUCCGCCACAAGCGUUGCCGCGCUUGGCCGAAGUCAACGAUUUACUGAGAAGCGAGGCGCUGCCUGAAGAGUGGGCCGAACUUUGGGUGGCGCCACUGGGCGCCCUUCGUCGCUUCGACCACUUGGCUGAGGAGACGGAGUUGCUAGUUGCCCCACUCGACGGCCUCGUAGACGUUGCCGUCACGGACCGUUCGCCGCAGGUUGCAUCUCCUUGUGAUGCCGAUGCUGAUCUCCAAAGCGCCCGACUCUCACCCGGCGAUACCUUGCACCUACCGCGCAACGCCUACUUCGCGCUGAAGGCCGGGCCAGGACUCCGCGGCGCGACCGCGGAACGCUUCGUUUCAGGCUGCGGCGGUCGCCUCGCCAUGGCUCUGCCCAGUCCGCAGAUUCCGGAGGAGAUGGCGGCCUUCGAUGAGGAGGAGAACGAGGUGCGCGGCACGUUGGUCUUCAAACCGCCCGUGGAGAUCCUGCCGAAGACGCGGCGCACCGAGGAAAUGCAGCGCAAGAAGCUGGAACUGCUGAAGAAGCGGAAAGAAGAUGCAGAGAAGCUGCUCAAAGAAAAGGAACAGAAGGAAAAGGAGAAACGACAGCAGGAGAUGCAGGUGAAGAAGGAAAAACAACGCCUGGAACUGCAAAAGAAGGAACAAGAACGCAAAAGGAGGGAAGAAGAAGAGCAGCGGAAGAAAAAGGACGGCGGCUUAGAUCGACUUCUGCACUCCCUGUUAGACAACAUCAGCGCCCCGGACAUCACAGCCUGCGGCAUCGACCUAAACCCGGCGCGGCUGCGGCUGCUGUGUAAGAAUCUCUCGGAAAACACGUGGCACGGCUGCAAGAUGGGGAUCGAGAAAGCUGGAUGGGAGAUCUUGGUCGGUUUCGAAUGGUGUGUGUUGUUGAUAUUGUUUAUAUGA
Molecule: messenger RNA, 1383 nt
Organism: Cladocopium goreaui
Lineage: Eukaryota; Dinophyceae; Suessiales; Symbiodiniaceae
Source: the annotation of a GenBank genome assembly